Mycotypha africana is the source of this 1766-nucleotide messenger RNA. RefSeq lists its product as uncharacterized. The record is from RefSeq and is a predicted model, not a curated record. The coding region runs from base 184 to 1626 and encodes 480 amino acids. The transcript is spliced from 2 exons. NCBI's taxonomy places the organism in Eukaryota, Fungi, Mucoromycota, Mucoromycetes, Mucorales, Mycotyphaceae.
GAGAUAUCAAUGAGAUACUUCCCAAGUUAAAGCCUAUAGUAGUCAACACGAAAGCACCAGUAGAAUCAACAUCCGCUUCUAUCGCUAAGAAGACAACCGACGAAAAUACGAACAAGAGACCGGCUGUAAAUGUCCUUUCCACUGGAUUGAUUAAACGCAAAAAGCAUUGAGCAAGAAACUGAAAUGCCCAGCCGAAGAAAUAAAAAGAGAGGUGCUAAAAAGACACCUGCUAGUAGCACUGAAUCAAUCACACAGCCCCAACCAAUCACCUCCACAGUACCAGAUCAAGAAAACUUGAACACAACUACGAGCAAGUUGGGUAGUACUGACCCAAAAAGUGAAAGCACGACUAUGCCUGGUGCAUUACAAGAUGAGAGUAAUACAGUUAACAAUGCACCGCCAACUAGACAGGCUGCAGGUGAUAAAGGUGUUGCAUCAACUGAUAGCAACAUGCCCACGUCUGAUCUCAACUCUGCAACAGCAACUGAAUAUGAGAUUCCUCCCGCAGGCCCAGUUGGUGUUGGUGCUUUAGGCGGCACACCUACUGGUGCUGCAGUUGCCGCAGUCAACAUAGCUGAUACCGAUGGUCUUAAUUCUCAGACACAACCACCAACAGUUUUAUCUGAUAAUGUAAAUCACUGCAUCCAAAGCGCUAUUGCCUCCCGAAGUGUCAACGUAGAGAAUAUCAUUAAAAGCGUAUCCAGCAAUGUUCAAUCAGGAGUCUAUACUACCAAAGCAAGCACAACUGCUACUAUUCCUAAGGUUGCCACUUCCGCCGGAGUGCAUACAGGAGGUACUGCUAACACUGGCAUUACUGCUGCUGAUACUGCGGGUUCUGUUGGUGCUGUCUGUGCUGCUGGAGCUGCUGGAGCUGCUGGAGCUGCUGGAGCUGCUGGAGCUGCUGGAAUUGCAGCCAACAGUUCUAAAAGUAAUAAUGAAAGGGGUAUAAAUGCUAACGGAACUAAUAUUGGUGCUAAUGCAGCAAAUACAACUACGACUGGUGCAAAUCCUGUCGGGUCUGUUGCUGCUCCUAUUGGUACGACUGGUGCUGUUCAUCCUACUGACACUGUUAAGCAACCUAUGAAUACUGCAGCCGUUACUACUAAUAACACCACCGGCUUCGUGGGUACUACUGAUACUAUUGAUCAUAACGCUUCCUCAACUUCCCAAGGGAUUUCAGAUGGUCGUCGUCGAAGUAGUGGACGAAGUGGACGACGCCCCAUUCCUGCUGAGCUGAUUGGCGGUACACCUAAUUGUGCACCUCCAGCUGUAGCUACCAAUAGUAGUUCAGUCGUUGGCAGUGACGUUGAGGAAGGCCAAGCAUACGAUCCUGUCCGCCGGUUAUCUGGUGGUAUUACCUCAGCUGUUACAGGUGCUGCAAAUUCAGGUCGAAGAUUAAGUGAAACUGUACAAGACAAAUUGCACAUGAAGACUGCGGGUAAAAAGGGAUCAGAUGAAGCAAAGGACACAGUUACUGCGCCUAUUCCACCAAGUAAACAACAGCCCACAACAACUAGCUCUGCUGUUAUUAAUGGUCAAGGUAGAGCAGCAACAGUAGGACCAACAGAUAAGUCAGCUGAGGGUGGUCGCAAACCUUCAAAAAAGAAAAAUUGUAUCAUCUUGUAAUUCGGUUCUCUACUUCCAUCUACAUUUUUUGGAGCGACGUUUCGUAUUACAUUACUAUAUAGCAUACUACUUAAUGAAUAUCAAAUAUUUCUAAUUCUAUCUCACUUAUUCAUCUUAUGUUAAUUGUUGUCAACUUCCGA